AUGUUCAAGGGCCUCUUCCUCUCGACGCUUCUCGCCGCCUCCGCGAUGGGCCAGCUCACCGAAGUGCUCAACCUUGUCUCGAGCAUCGCGCAGGCCAACCCGAUGGUCAACGCCGCCGCGAUCCAGCAGAAGGUGGGCACCUUCUUCACGCCGCUGAGCCCCCAGCAAAAGGCGCAAGACGACGCGGAAAUGAACACGAACGCGUUCUGGACGGCCAAGUGGGGCGCGGCGCCCGUCGUCGAUGCGCCCGUGCAAAUGGCGGCUCCGGUCGCCCCCGUCAUGGCGGUGUUCGCUCCGUCCGCAGACGAGCCGACGACGCCGCCGGCAGUCGCCGUGCCCGAGGCCUUGAACAUGUCUGCACCGACCAACGGCACACAAGCAUUCUAAGCAUACUAUCGCUAUAUCGUGUCUGCCUCUGCCCUCACAAGUAUGACUGUCUAAUAAUGUAUUUCCUGUCCCCAC
Saprolegnia parasitica CBS 223.65 is the source of this 462-nucleotide messenger RNA. RefSeq lists its product as hypothetical. Lineage: Eukaryota; Oomycota; Saprolegniomycetes; Saprolegniales; Saprolegniaceae. Bases 1 to 387 code for a protein of 128 amino acids. The record is from RefSeq and is a predicted model, not a curated record. The transcript has a single exon.